Molecule: messenger RNA, 939 nt
Organism: Oxyura jamaicensis (ruddy duck)
Lineage: Eukaryota; Metazoa; Chordata; Aves; Anseriformes; Anatidae
Product: cytochrome c
Exons: 3
Coding region: 164-481 (105 amino acids)
Biological process (GO): mitochondrial electron transport, cytochrome c to oxygen; mitochondrial electron transport, ubiquinol to cytochrome c
Cellular component (GO): mitochondrial intermembrane space
Molecular function (GO): heme binding; electron transfer activity
Source: RefSeq, a predicted model, not a curated record
AUUUGAUUGGCUAACGCGCAGGAGUGGGCGGGCGGCAGGCUGCGGCGCGGUUAGGCUGCACCGACACCGGGUUACAUAGGGCGGAGUCCGGCGUGUCCUUGGGCAGACGCCGGGCGGUGCGGGGCGGCCGGGGUGCGGCGGCAGCAGCGGGACAGCGCUGAAGAUGGGGGACGUCGAGAAGGGCAAGAAGAUCUUCGUGCAGAAAUGCUCCCAGUGCCAUACGGUUGAGAAGGGAGGCAAGCACAAGACCGGACCCAACCUACACGGCCUGUUUGGGCGCAAGACCGGGCAGGCUGAGGGCUUCUCCUACACAGAUGCUAACAAGAAUAAAGGUAUCACCUGGGGUGAGGAUACCCUGAUGGAGUAUUUGGAAAACCCAAAGAAGUACAUCCCAGGAACAAAGAUGAUUUUUGCGGGUAUUAAGAAGAAGUCCGAGAGAGCAGACUUAAUAGCAUAUCUCAAAGAUGCCACUGCAAAGUAAAAGUUAUCUGCUGCCUUAUUUAUUUCACAAAGGAGAUGGCAAUGGAAAUAUCUGUGGCGAGAUUGGUUUUUAAAUGUUCUAUUUUUACAUGUACCAUGUCUAACCUUAAAAUUGGUCUUACCCAUCAGAAAAUGUUGCUCAUGGUGGGAUGCUGGACUACACACUUGUUUGGCAGCCACUAACUUAAGGAAACUAUGUAAUUGGAUUGAUUUAGAUGAAUAUAAUGUUCAGUCAUUCUUGAUCAUGGAAUUAAAAAAAAAAAAAAAACAACACUUCUGGCCUCUUUAUUGUUUUUUUUUUAAAAAAAAAAAAAAGCAUUGAAUGAGUAAUUGUUAAUAGUAUAACAGGUUUGGCAGCCCAACUCUUCCAGAUAAAAAAGGAGGAUGGGCCUUGGCAUCUUCCACCAUAAAUCUGUGGCAUUACUUUAAAAAUUUACUUUAAAAAAAAUAUAAAAAUAU